Messenger RNA from Raphanus sativus (radish), 2624 nucleotides. RefSeq names its product two-component response regulator ARR1. NCBI's taxonomy places the organism in Eukaryota, Viridiplantae, Streptophyta, Magnoliopsida, Brassicales, Brassicaceae. The coding region runs from base 258 to 2375 and encodes 705 amino acids. The transcript is spliced from 6 exons. Gene Ontology annotation, molecular function: DNA-binding transcription factor activity; DNA binding. The record is from RefSeq and is a predicted model, not a curated record. Gene Ontology annotation, biological process: phosphorelay signal transduction system; cytokinin-activated signaling pathway.
AUAACAGACAAGCUGUGAAGGGUGAGACAAGGCUCAUGUCUUCUUCUUCAACUCCCUAAGUCUCAUCUCUCUCUCUCUCUCUCUCUCUCUCUCUCUCUCUCUCUCUCUAUACACUUUUUACCCUCAAAUUCAUUUUCACUAUCUUCAAUUCUUAUUCUCUUUUUCGUUUCAACCCAAAUCGAAUAAAUUUCCCCUUAUUUCUGGGUAUAUAUUCCUUUGUUCCAAAAGCCAUUCCUUCUUUUAGCUUUCCGAGAGAGAUGAUGAAUCCGAGUCAAGGAAGAGGACUCGGAUCGGGCGGUGGGACGAGCUCGUGUAGAAAGCAAGGAGGUGAAGCCGUGGUGGAGAUGUUUCCGUCGGGACUCAGAGUACUAGUGGUUGACGAUGACCCUACUUGUCUUAUGAUCUUAGAGAGGAUGCUCAGGACUUGUCUUUACGAAGUAACGAAAUGCAACAGAGCAGAGAUGGCAUUGUCUCUGCUCAGGAAGAACAAACACGGAUUCGAUAUUGUCAUCAGCGACGUUCACAUGCCUGACAUGGACGGCUUCAAGCUCCUUGAACAUGUCGGUCUCGAGAUGGACUUACCCGUUAUCAUGAUGUCUGCGGAUGAUUCAAAGAGCGUGGUUCUAAAAGGAGUAACGCACGGUGCGGUUGAUUAUCUCAUCAAACCGGUACGCAUGGAGGCACUUAAAAACAUAUGGCAGCACGUUGUUCGUAAGAGGAGGAGCGAGUGGAGCGUACCGGAACAUUCCGGUAGCAUCGAGGAGUCCGGACAGCAGCAGCAGCAGCAGCAGAGAGGAGGUCCAGGUGUUUCUGGUGGAGAGGAUGCGGUGGAUGAUAACGCUUCCUCUGUCAACAACGAAGGGAACAACAACAACUGGAGGAGCAGCAGCAACAACUCGCGGAAACGGAAAGAAGAAGAAGGGGAAGAGCAAGGGGACGAAGAUGCUUCCAAUCUGAAGAAACCGCGUGUUGUCUGGUCUGUUGAAUUGCAUCAGCAGUUUGUUGCUGCUGUUAAUCAGCUCGGUGUUGAAAAGGCUGUUCCUAAGAAGAUCUUAGAGCUUAUGAAUGUUGCUGGUCUAACCCGGGAGAACGUCGCCAGUCACCUCCAGAAAUAUAGGAUAUAUCUAAGACGGCUUGGAGGAGUCUCGCAGCACCAAGGCAACUUAAACAACUCGUUUAUGACGGGUCAGGACGCGAGCUUCGGUCCUCUUUCUUCGUUAAACGGGUUUGAUCUUCAAGCGUUAGCAGUCGCAGGUCAGCUUCCUGCUCAGAGCCUUGCGCAGCUUCAAGCGGCUGGUUUAGGCCGGCCUACUGCUGCGAUGGUCUCGAAGUCAGGGUUGCCUGUUUCCUCCGUGGUGGACGAGAGAAGCAUCUUCAGCUUCGACAACUCGAAACCAAGAUUCGGAGAUGGGAUUAUUGGUCAUCAUCAUCAAACACAACAUCAACCGCAGAUGAACUUGCUUCACGGUGUUCCCACGGGUAUGGAACCGAGACAGCUCGCGGGUUUGCAGCAGCUCCCUGUUGGUAAUAAUAAUCGAAUGAGCAUUCAGCAACAGAUCGCUGCUGUUAGAGCUGGACAUAGCGUUCAGAACAACAGCGGCAUGAUGAUGAUGCCUCAGCAGCAGCCAUUCCCGAGAGGGCCAUCCAUCAUCAGGCAGCCGAUGUUACAGAACCGCAUAACCGAGAGAAGUGGCUUCUCGGGAAGGAGCAGUGUUGUUCCCGAGAGCAGCAGCCGUGUGUUACCUACAAGUUACACCAACCUCAGAACACAACAACAACACUCAUCAACCUCCGUAGCCUUCAGCAACUUCCAACAAGAACUCCCCGUGAACAGCUUCCCGCUGGCUAGUGCACCAGGCUUAGCUCAGAUUCGGAAACCACAUUCUUCUUCUUCUUCUUCUUACCAAGAAGAGGUUAACAGCUCGGAACCAGGUUUCACUACCACCCCUAGCUACGACAUGUUCUCCACCAACAACAGACAUAACGACUGGGAUCUGCGGAGUAUCGCUUUCGACGCGCAUCAGGACGCAGAAUCCAUAGCCUUCUCCAACUCAGAAGCCUUCUCUUCUUCUUCCAUGUCAAGAAACAACAACAACACAACGGUUGCUGCAGCCACGGAUCUUGUCCGGAGCCAGCAGCAAACACCGACAGGCAUGGUAACGCAUCAUCAGGUCUAUGGUAGCGGAGGAGGCAGUUCAGUGAGGGUGAAGUCGGAGAGAGUUGCGGCAGAUACAGCAGCGAUGACGUUCCAGGAGCAGUAUAGUAAUCAAGAAGAUCUUAUGAGUGCACUUCUUAAGCAGGAAGGAGUUGCGCCGGUUGUUGUUGAUACCGAGUUCGACUUUGACGCAUAUUCAAUCGAUGAUAUCCCGGUUUGAUUGGAUUAAAAGCUGAUUAAAACCGAAGGGAGAGAGGGAUUUGUAAUGUAUCAUAUUACACGACCAUCUGCUAAUUUACACUAAAAACAUCGUUGGUGAAAUUUGUUUCAUAUAUUUUUUUUUGUGUAUAAUCUGCUUGAAAUUUUAAAGGCAGAUUAUAUUUGUUUGUAUUAUUAUUGUUAAUUACUUUGUAGAAGUUAAUGUAUUACUACUCUCUACUUAAUGCACAGGAAAAUGCUCUUUGAGUCA